AUGGCUCAGUUACUUCGAUUUGCUAGCCAGCGGUCAGUGUGUGGAGCUUUCCUGCAACCGGUUCGAAUCGGUCCCGGAAGUAGAUUCAGUACGGAAGGCAUCCCAACAGCAACAUCAGCCCCUUCCGAUGGUCAGACGCCGGUUGAAAGCAACCCAAAAGUUGGUGGAUUUGCAAAAGCUUACCAAAAACACAGCGAAACACUCAGUACGGAUCGGCCCAUCGAACCACCAAAGACGUUCGCUGCUUUGUUGAGGAAUUCUAAAUUUGUUGAUCUUGGUGAUCCGGAAGGAAAGGUAGUAACCGGGAAAAUAUUCCACAUAGUAGAAAACGACCUUUACAUUGAUUUUGGAUGGAAGUUUCACUGCGUUUGCACACGGCCCACAAAGAAUGGCGAAGAUUACGUGCGAGGUGCUCGGGUACGGCUACGGGUGAAGGAUCUCGAACUAUCGACACGCUUUUUAGGAUCCAACAAAGAUCUUACACUGCUGGAAGCCGAUUGUCAGCUUCUUGGUCUGAUUUCUUCUCCCGCAGUCCGAGCACAGCAAUCACGAGGCACUUCCGAAAUUCCGCUCUAG
Molecule: messenger RNA, 576 nt
Organism: Anopheles maculipalpis
Lineage: Eukaryota; Metazoa; Arthropoda; Insecta; Diptera; Culicidae
Gene: mRpS28
Product: 28S ribosomal protein S28, mitochondrial
Exons: 3
Coding region: 1-576 (191 amino acids)
Cellular component (GO): mitochondrial small ribosomal subunit
Source: RefSeq, a predicted model, not a curated record